This is a messenger RNA of Arachis stenosperma, 3396 nucleotides long. Its product is annotated as helicase SWR1-like. NCBI's taxonomy places the organism in Eukaryota, Viridiplantae, Streptophyta, Magnoliopsida, Fabales, Fabaceae. The record is from RefSeq and is a predicted model, not a curated record. The transcript has 5 exons. The coding region runs from base 87 to 3131 and encodes 1014 amino acids.
CAUUCACUCGUUGAUUUUCGCGUUCUUUUCAAACUCUCUCUCUCUGAACCCAAAACACCUUGUUUUGUUUUCUCUUCCACUCGAUCAUGGACUUCCACAGCCUCUCAAGGAAGGAGCUUCAAGCACUUUGCAAGAAGAACAAGAUUCCCGCUAACAUCACCAAUGUUGCCAUGGCUAACGCUCUUUCGGCUCUUCCCCAUGUUGAAGGAUUGGAUGAAUUUUUUAAUCCAAUUGAAGCUGAAAAAGCAGCUGAAACCCCCGUUCCUCAUCGUGGUGCGGCGUCUAGAACCGCAACCCGAAACAAACCUGUUAGAGAAGAACCACAAAGCUCAAAGGUGGUGUCUUCGCAGAGGCCUCAGCGUGGGACUAGAAGAGCAGGAAAUGGUGACGGACUGAUAGCAUCUGAGCAAGAGAAUAAAGAUGCCAAUGUUUUGGUUACUCCUGCUGCAAAGAAAAGGGCUCCUGCAGUUUCUUUGCGCAGAAAGAAGGAAGUUGAGGCUGUUGAACAUGAUGAAGAGAAGAAUAGGGGCAAUGAAAAGAUCAUUGAUUUGACCAAGACUCCUACUGCUGUUCCAAGCAGUAGGACAAGGGCCACUGGCCGGAAAACCAACGGAACUUCGGUUCAGCAAGGAUAUAGUACUCGAAGGUCAGUGAGGUUGCUUGAGAAGAACCUGUCCAACAUGAGCUUGAUGGAUGCUGAAGACAAUGGACUUGAAAAGGUUGAUGAUGUAUCUGAGGAAAUCAUUAGUGUGUCUCAGCAAAUUGAAGACUCUGCAGACACUGAAGAGGUGUCUGAUGCAGGGGCUAGUGGGAAGACUGUGACUGAUGUGGUUUCAGGAGAAACCAAUGAACAAGAGGUCUGCUCUAUGGAAAUGAAAACUGAAUCUGAAUUGGUCAAUGAUUUGGGUUCAGAAGUGCAAGCAGUUUCUGUGGAAGAAAUUGAUGUUGAGCCUUUGUUGGAGGCUGAAUCAGAACACAAGGGGUCAAGUUUGAAAGCUGAUUCCGUGCCACGUGAAACAAAUGUGAAAUUGGAAGGAAGUUGUGAAGCACUGGAAGAUUCGAAUACAGUGGACCAAGCAAUAGAGGAGAAUGAUGUGCAUGGAGGCGAUGAAGGAUCUGAGUUAUCUGAAAUAGAGGACGGUGACAAAUCUGAAGAUGAAAAGGGCCCAGCAAGUUCUGAUGCAGUUAUUGAACUGAAUUCAUCCAAUGUUUGUUCUUCUGAUGAGCCCCAAGAAGAAGAUUGUGAAGUCAAAUUGCACUAUUCUGAUGAAUUAUCAUCAGAAGUUGGUGAGAAUCUAGAAGAAGAAUCUGAAAUCGAAUUGGAGAACUGUGAAGAAUCCAUGGAAGAGGGAUCGGAAAAGGUCAAUGCAUCUGACCUCUUCGAUGUGCCUUCUGCUCAAGCCUCAGAAAAUCUAACUGUUGUUGAUAAUUCUGAGCUCUUGGAAAAAUCCUCCACCAUGGAGGAAGAGAAAUUAAUUGAUGGUGCUUCUGAUGUUAUCGGUGCAUCAUCUUAUGAAGAAUCCAAGACAGAGGUUGAGGAAAUGGAUAGUAAAGCUUCAGAAGAGGAUUAUGCAAAUCCAAAUUCUGAGAACUCUUCUGAUGUUACUGAGAAAAGCAACAGUCUUGAAGAUAUCACUCUUCAAAAUCACCAAGGAAAAUUAGAAGAAACAUCUGAGGAUUUAGAAGAAAAGGAUGCAAGUGCUGCUCAGAUCUGCAUUGAAUCCUCCGCAGAUGUUAACCAUGUUACUCUUGAAUCAUCAUUGGUCCAUGUAGCUGUACGAGAAGCAGAAGAACAAAAGGAUGAAUCUGAUCAAUUGAAAGGUAAUGACCAACAUGAAGAUUCUAAUGAUGAUGCAGCUGCAGAAGAAAUUGCAACACAUGAUGAUUCAUUGUCUCUGCCGAUUCUCAAUCCCGAAAAGCUAGUUGAAGAUGAUCUCUCAUCAGAAGUUGUCAUUUCAGAUAAAGAACAACAUCAUGCAGUCGCAGAAGAAGUUGCAACUGAUGAUGCUUCACUCUCUGUGCUGAGUUUCAAUUGUGACACAGCUGUUGAAGGUGAUGUUUUAUCAGUUGUCAUUGCAGAUAAAGAACAACAUGAAGAAUCUAAUGUUCAUGCAGUCGCAGAAGAAGUUGCCACUGAUGAUGCUUCACUCUCUGUGCUGAGUUUCAAUUGUGACACAGCUGUUGAAGGUGAUGUUUCAUCAGUUGUCAUUGCAGAUAAAGAACAACAUGAAGAAUCUAAUGUUCAUGCAGUCGCAGAAGAAGUUGCCACUGAUGAUGCUUCACUCUCUCUGCUGAGUUUCAAUUGUGACACAGCUGUUGAAGGUGAUGUUUCAUCAGUUGCCAUUGCAGAUAAAGAACAACAUGAAGAAUCUAAUGUUCAUGCAGCCGCAGAAGAAGUUGCCACUGAUGAUGCUUCACUCUCUCUGCUGAGUUUCAAUUGUGACACAGCUGUUGAAGGUGAUGUUUCAUCAGUUGCCAUUGCAGAUAAAGAACAACAUGAAGAAUCUAAUGUUCAUGCAGUCGCAGAGGAAGUUGCCACUGAUGAUGCUUCACUCUCUGUGCUGAGUUUCAAGUGUGACACAGCUGUUGAAGGUGAUGUUUCAUCAGUUGUCAUUGCAGAUAAAGAACAACAUGAAGAAUCUAAUUUUCAUGCAGUUGCAGAAGAAGUUGCAACUGAUGAUGCUUCAUUGUCUGUGCUGAGUUUCAAUUCGGACAAAGCUGUAGAAGGUGAUGCUUCAUCAGAAGUUUUCAUUGAAGAUAAAGAACAAAAUGAAGAACCUAAUGAUGAUUCAGCUGCAAAAGAAACAGCUAUGGAUGCUUCAAUGCAUAUGCCGAGUUUCAACUCCAACACGCUGGUGAAAGCUUGUAAUACUCCAAUACAAUCUGUUGUUGUUGAACAAUCACAGGAAGAAACAAAGGGUGUUUCAAAUGAGAUUCAAACAGUGGACAGUGCUGUUGGUAAGAAGGAGAACCGAACCGAUGAUUUGCAUCAAAAGAGUGUGAGAGAACUAAGGAAGAUGUUAAAGAAGAUGGGGCUGAAUAAUAAUAAUGCUGCUGGGAAGGAAGUGGAGAGGAAAAGAACUGCACUGCAGGUGCUGCCAGAGAACCAGAAUACUCCAAAGGCUAAGUGAUUGGCUUGAACAAAUUGUUUACCACAAGAGUUUAUAUGCACGUUUAUGUAGUUUAGGAAGCAGUUUGAAUGUCCAAAUAAUGUUUGCUUAGAUAGUUGGAUACAACAUACGAGGGGAGGGUCCAAACUCUUGGUUUUGACCCUCAUAUGCACUAUAUUUUGCUUUUCUCAGUCAAGUUGCAGAUUUUUAUUGCAAUUUCUGUUAGAUAUUAUGUUUUUCUUAUUAUCAUUUUAAUGGAAUAUUUCUGUCUAGUAUCUAUGACACC